UGUAGUUUGAAACAGUAACUGUAAUAUUUCUGGUUUUGCGCGGCAAGCACAGGUCCCAGUAUCAGACGCCGACGUCAUUUUGCACCUGUAUGAACAUCAAUCAGCCCUGCCACAACUGCGGUCAACCCCAACAUACGAACAACAAUACUGCGAACUAGCCAGGCAUCAACCCUGUGGGAUGUGCCGGCUGUUAACUGAGAAACCAUGAUGCGGAAUAAGAAUUUCUCGUCACUGCAAAAGACGUACGAUGAGUGUUACUUGAUAUGCUCAACGGCAGUGUACUUCGAGAGUCAGGGAAAUGAAAGCGAGGCCUUGCGGUCAUGGCGGUCAGCCCUCGACCAGAUUUACUUCUUCAACGCGCGAACACCUGCCGAUCUCCGCCCGCGGUCAGAAACCGAGAAAGCAUUGAAGGAUAGCCUGAGGGAUAUGGAGAUGCAAUGCAAAGAGCGGGUUGAACUUCUGGAGGCUCUGAGUAUUUCACGAGGAGAUAAAGCGUCGGUGGACGAAGGCGCGGGCGUUGCGUCAUCCUCUCAGCAGUCGAGCACAGCGAACAAGCUCUCCAAGAGCCCUAUAACUCCGCGCCCGUCAAACGAAUCCGAAGCACCCGUUAGGGGAUUUAUUGGAGAUGGCACUAUUCCUGCUAUAAGCUAUCCGGAUCCCUCACGUCCCUCUCGCCCUACACCAUCUCCAAGGCCAAGGCCACCAGUUCCUCCCAGGAAUAUAUCCGACCACGCGGUUGUUGGACGUAACUCGUCAAGCACGACAAUAUCGAGCGAUGCGGCCGUAAACGCUGCCCAGGCUCAAGUGCCCUCUUUUGAGCCAGACAACUUAGUUCCAGCAAAGAAAGUAUCCAGGAAGACAUCCAGGAGCAAAAGUCCACAGAAAGAGCGAGCCAUGCUUACCACACUACGAUUCAACAAGGGAGAAAAGCGUCCUACUAAACCGGCACGGGUUUCUUCCAGUACCACUGAUGACACUGUGACUAGCAAAGCGGCAACUCUGGCAUGGAACGCUCUCCGAAAGAAGCCGUCGCCUAAAGAUGAUGGUGGCAAAACACAUUCUCUAGGAGUGGCUGCAAGCGCAACUGCGCUGGAUAAUAGUCGCAAACAAGGCAUGGCAGAACGGCCAAGUUCCGAUAACCAGGAAGUUCAUUACAACAGCCAUUCCAGGAGACUUGUCAGCGGCCGGCCAAAGAGCAAUAGCCCGACAGAAUCUACAACCCGAGGUGAAUCAUAUACUACUGGCGACGGCCCUGAAUAUCCAUUUCCGUCAACAGAUCCACAACAGCAGGCAGCUGUUUCCGGACCAAUGCUAAAUUUUCCCACAGUCUCCGAAAUUCAGAACCUUCCACCUAGCGCUCCAUCAUCGGACCCCGAAACCACCUCCAGGUUUAAGUUCAGGACUCCGCCUCCGGUUCCACCAGCCAAGCCUGCAAAGUUCGACGCUCCAUCAUAUCCCACAUACCUAAGGGAAUACCCGGAAACCACUGCCAAGAAGAAUGCUGUAGAAAGCCGAACCAUGUUGCCACUCCGUAGGAGAUCGCCCGCUAAACCAAGGACCUCCGGGGAAGAGAAAAAUCCGGAAGCAAACGGCUCGUCCUCCCGCAGAGACGCACGGCAUGUAGGAAGAACGUCGCUCGAUGAUGAUAGCUCCUCCCCCAGUUAUGAUGAAAGGUCCGGUCGAUCCAGGAGGCCCCGGAGGAAGAUUCCAAAGCAAAAGGAAAACGAAGAUGCUAUUUUAGCUGACGCCGAUGCACCAAAGGUCGAAGAGUCUGAUGAUUCAGGAGAUAAGCAGGAUAAAGAUGACUGGGCAACGAAAGUCAAGUAUAUGAUGAAGCAUCUGCCCAAAGGCUGCGAUGAGCUUGCCGCCAAACAAAUCUUCAAUGAAAUUGUUGUGAAGGGCGAUGAGGUUCACUGGGACGAUGUGGCCGGAUUAGAUGCAGCAAAAAAUGCCUUAAAGGAAGCUGUAGUGUAUCCAUUCCUACGGCCAGAUCUUUUUAUGGGUCUCCGAGAACCAGCUAGGGGUAUGCUCCUCUUUGGUCCACCGGGAACAGGCAAGACCAUGCUUGCCAGAGCCGUGGCAACGGAAUCCAGGUCCACAUUCUUCUCGAUCUCGGCGAGCAGUCUCACAAGCAAAUAUUUGGGCGAAUCAGAGAAACUUGUUCGGGCCCUUUUCGCGCUGGCAAAAUCUCUCGCACCUAGUAUUAUAUUCGUCGAUGAGAUUGACUCUCUGCUUUCUAGCCGUGCCGGUUCUGGCGAACAUGAGGCCACGAGACGGAUCAAGACGGAGUUCCUCAUCCAGUGGAGUGACCUCCAACGCGCUGCUGCUGGCCGAGAACAGACUGAUAAAGAGAAGGAGGCGGGUGAUCCCACUCGAGUGCUUGUCUUAGCUGCGACCAAUAUGCCCUGGCUAAUUGACGAUGCCGCGCGGAGACGGUUUGUAAGGAGACAAUACAUUCCACUGCCGGAGGGCGAUACUAGGGCCGUACAGUUGGCAAACCUCCUAGGUCACCAGAAGCACAAUUUGAGUGUGGAGGAUAUCCAGAAGCUGGUCAUGAUUACUGAAGGCUUCUCUGGCUCAGAUAUCACGGCCCUGGCUAAGGACGCUGCUAUGGGUCCUCUCCGUUCGCUUGGUGAAGCGCUCCUUCACAUGCCCAUGGACCAAAUCCGGCCAAUCCAGUUUGAAGACUUCAUGGCAAGUCUGGUGAACAUUAGACCUAGCGUAAGUCAGCAGGGCCUCAUGGAGUAUGAGGCGUGGGCGAAGGAAUUUGGUGAGAGGGGCGGCUGAUGCAUUAUUAUAAGGGCCUGGUAUUCUUGGUGUGAGGACAGGGGGCGUUCUAGGCGGCAUCACCAAUGGGGCAACAGAGCACUGUGGUAUCCGUAG
Pseudogymnoascus destructans is the source of this 2883-nucleotide messenger RNA. RefSeq lists its product as uncharacterized. Lineage: Eukaryota; Fungi; Ascomycota; Leotiomycetes; Thelebolales; Thelebolaceae. The transcript has 3 exons. The coding region runs from base 205 to 2787 and encodes 860 amino acids. Gene Ontology annotation, molecular function: ATP hydrolysis activity; ATP binding. The record is from RefSeq and is a predicted model, not a curated record.